AUGCAUGGAUCAUCAUAUUUCCAAAUCACACCUUGUCAAGGGUUUCUCAUGUAUAUAAACAUAACCAAAGUGCAUAGAAGCCUGGAAGAUAAGUUAUGUUUGUGGAGGCUAAUGAGCCAGGGAUAUUGGCAAGUAAUCUCUGAAAUCUCCCCAGAUUUUAUCUUGACCGGUGGUUUUGACUAUUUACCCCUGACGAUAAACCUUUUAGAUGCGAGAACAGCCUACUUUUGGAGCAUGAAACGAGAACGCCUGGUAUAUUUUAACUUAAACAACGGCGAGUAUGUGAUCCACAAAAUGAUGAAAGAUGGAAGUAACGGUCAGAUUACAUACACGCAUUCUCCCGUUAAGGACCCGAGAGCUAGGAUUUAUCUCAAAAUCUCGAGAUAUAUGGGUGUCAUCCUCGAACAAGCAUACCUUCUCCCGUUCUUUCUCCCACAAUGGCUGUAUUGGAUCCGGAAGAACACGGUGCGUAUUAAACAACCAACAACAACAAAAAAGAGGGAAAGAGACUUCAGACUUCUCUGUUUGCAGCCCUUGAUGAUUGCCUGA
This is a messenger RNA of Eruca vesicaria subsp. sativa (arugula), 549 nucleotides long. NCBI's taxonomy places the organism in Eukaryota, Viridiplantae, Streptophyta, Magnoliopsida, Brassicales, Brassicaceae. The record is from the annotation of a GenBank genome assembly.